GACGGGGGGCAGCGCCCCCGCGUGCCCGCUGCUGCUGGCGGACCAGGGGCCGGCGGGCCCGAAGGGCAAGGAGCCCGUGGUGUACCCCUGGAUGAAGAAGAUCCACGUGAGCGCCGUCAACCCCAGUUAUAACGGAGGCGAGCCCAAGCGCUCUCGAACCGCCUAUACCCGGCAGCAGGUCUUGGAGCUGGAGAAGGAAUUCCAUUUUAACCGCUACCUGACCCGGCGGCGCCGCAUCGAGAUCGCCCACACGCUCUGCCUGUCUGAGCGCCAGGUCAAGAUCUGGUUCCAGAAUCGGAGAAUGAAGUGGAAGAAAGACCACAAACUUCCCAACACCAGAUGCGAUCUUCCAACCCUGCCUCGGCCCCUGCCGGCCCUCCUGGAAAAGCACAAACUCACAGCCCCCACCCCCAUCCCCACCCUCUACCUAGUGCCUCCACACCCAUUCCCUCCUCCAUAUAACCAUCUGGGGACCUGAAUCAGUUUCUGUCACUCACCUGCCCUUCUCCUCUCCUGCCCCUAUCCUCAUCCACUCCUCUCCAAGGAAACCAUAACAGACACCAAAACAAAAUUCAACUUGGUGGAAACCAUAACCAAAAAGAAGACAUUAUCCCUGGUAAGUGUCUGUGCGAUCCCCAAGAGGACAUCUGUCCUGGACACUGCCUAGUGGAACAACCUGCUGACCUGGACAACCUUGCCAGGGUUGGAUACCUGUGAGGAAGCACGCGUCAUCACAUACCUUUGAGUCAGCUGGACAGCGUGCUGACUGGGGACGUGUACUUGUAUCUUUGUUACAAGCAGAAGAAACAGCCCCUUCCUUUCCCAGCUCCUUACCUUCCUCUUCUACAUUAAGGCAGCUCACAGGAGCUUUACUGAGUAGACAUUGUGGACCUCACCAGAUUAUUUAAUUCUCAAAAAUGUGUAGACCUUGAUGGUAGGUGUGGCAUGUAGUUUCCUCUCCUUGCAUUUAUUUAAGAUACUGUUAUAGAGAUAUUGUUGUCUUACUCUCGGGCACAAUCUUGGGGGAGAGGGAAAUGCAUUUAGACCCACUUGCAACUGUACAAAGUGAUAUGGCUGUGUAAAAAGGAAAGUGCUAAGAAUAAACAUUUUAAAAAACAUUAAAA
Molecule: messenger RNA, 1124 nt
Organism: Peromyscus maniculatus bairdii (prairie deer mouse)
Lineage: Eukaryota; Metazoa; Chordata; Mammalia; Rodentia; Cricetidae
Gene: Hoxa4
Product: homeobox A4
Biological process (GO): positive regulation of transcription by RNA polymerase II; embryonic skeletal system morphogenesis; anterior/posterior pattern specification
Cellular component (GO): nucleoplasm; nucleus
Molecular function (GO): RNA polymerase II cis-regulatory region sequence-specific DNA binding; DNA-binding transcription factor activity, RNA polymerase II-specific
Source: RefSeq, a predicted model, not a curated record